AUGAGCGAUCCUGAAUUGGAGGCCAUUCGACGCGCCCGCCUCGCGGAGCUGCGGGGUAAUGCCCCUGGCGGGAUGAAUGGUGGCCCUGCUAUGCCGACAUCGCUGCCGAGCGGAAUGAACGCAUCGUCGCUCACCGGCGGUGACGCGGAGAAGGAUGAAAAACGCGCACAGCAAGAGGAGAUGAAGCGACAACUUCUCACACAAAUACUCGAUACGGAAGCGCGUGAACGAUUGUCGCGGAUUGCUCUUGUGAAGCCACAAAAGGCCGGCGCCAUCUCCGAUAUCCUCGUGCAGAUGGCACGUACAGGCCAAGUUCGUCAGCGCGUGACAGAAGACCAACUUAUCUCUCUGCUAGAUCAAGUGGACCAGGCGAACACACAGGAGUCUACAGGCAAGAUCACGGUACGUGCAUCGACACACUUACCUUGCAGCAUGCCACAACCUCACCUUCGGUUGCCCAAGUCCUCGUGGACGAGGUAUGUGACUUCGUUUGCAGGGUUUAUGGACAUCAAAGUAGGCAGCCAAAUUGUGUCCCUCUUUUCGUUGUUCAACAAAAUUGCUGGUGUAUAUGGUAUUAUUGCCGUCUUCCAAGGCGGCACGCUCUCACAGCUUUCGCUUUAUAUGUACUCCAUUGCAACAAUUCCCAUCUAUAUUUGGGGUCUUAAAGCUAUUAGUGAUGAACGCCACAAACGUGCAUUGCGCUAUGCUCACUUCUACCUACUUGACCACUUUCUUUCUACGGCAUGGACCAUCAUGUUUUCCGUAUGGUGGUACCAUUAUGCUACUCAUGACGGCCGACCCGUCACAAAUUCCGACCACCAGGCUGGAUUGAUGGCGCUCAUCGAAUCACUCGAAGCGCAAUACCGCACACCAGAGGAAAUGGCCACGUUACGGCACAAAGACAUUGAUAUAAAUACACCGGAAGGCCUCGCUGAAUCUGCAUCACGGACACAGCAAGCGCACGAGACGUGGGAAUCGGAGCGUGGCUUUGCUGCAGGCGUGCUCGUGGCCGGCUGGCUGAUCAAAAUCUACUUUGCACUGGUCCUGUAUGCGUAUUCGUUGCAUUUGCGACAUGGCACGUACUGGAUGUUGCCCCUGUCCAAGUCACGUCGUGCCAAUGCGGUGCAUGCAUCGCACUAUCAUAUGGUGCCCCAUGAAACAGACGAAGUAGCACUCCCUGACGAGCCUCAUGAGACAGGCAAGUCGAUGCCGUCUUCUGUAUAG
Malassezia pachydermatis is the source of this 1224-nucleotide messenger RNA. RefSeq lists its product as hypothetical. Gene Ontology annotation, molecular function: DNA binding; inositol phosphoceramide synthase regulator activity. Gene Ontology annotation, biological process: inositol phosphoceramide metabolic process. Gene Ontology annotation, cellular component: inositol phosphoceramide synthase complex; Golgi membrane. The transcript has 5 exons. NCBI's taxonomy places the organism in Eukaryota, Fungi, Basidiomycota, Malasseziomycetes, Malasseziales, Malasseziaceae. The coding region runs from base 1 to 1224 and encodes 407 amino acids. The record is from RefSeq and is a predicted model, not a curated record.